Messenger RNA from Myxocyprinus asiaticus (Chinese sucker), 1730 nucleotides. Its product is annotated as dual specificity protein kinase shkD. The transcript has 5 exons. NCBI's taxonomy places the organism in Eukaryota, Metazoa, Chordata, Actinopteri, Cypriniformes, Catostomidae. The record is from RefSeq and is a predicted model, not a curated record. The coding region runs from base 225 to 1103 and encodes 292 amino acids.
AGCGCGCAGCGGAGCUCUACGUUUAUUCUGGCCGGAUUUGUAUCUACUGUGAAUCUGUAGCUAUCACUUUACUGAGAUCAGCCGAAGUCGUCCAGACACAUCUGAAUCAUUUUAUCGCAGUGACUGAACUGCCGUCACAUUGUUGGAAACGGAAACAAUCCGUCCGGGGCUUUCUUUUCACUAGUGCAGAAAGAAGGACCCGAGGAGUUGCAGUUAAAGUUCGUAUGAAGGAUAUGGGCAGAUGUGGAAAUGUUGCGUUUUGCGCUUUGGUGCUCUUCUACUGUUCUUUCAUUACAGGUGAUCAUCUCUGCGUCUCCUCUGUGGUUCACGUGACCUCAUCACCAUCAGUUCACAGCUCUGUGAAGAGAAGAGAUGGAGUGUCUGAUGUCAACAUGACCUCAUCACCACAGCCGGAGUCACCCAACAGUGAUAAGACACAGUCCUCUACUAACCACACGAACAUCAACAUCACAGAGCCCACUCCUCACACACACGCUUCAGCAGUCACAUCUAUUCUAUCAUCAGGGGCGUUGGCUCCCUCACCCACCCCAGCGGAGAACAUCAGUUUCUCUGGGAACUUCACAGACAUUCGAAAUGAGUCUGAUGUUUCACCUGUGAAAUAUCAGACAAGAGUUAACACACCAACUACACUCCUGCCAUCAACAACCAAUGAUCCCAAAACCAAAAUCCACAACACCACCUUCCAUUCAACAUCCAACACAGCUGGAAUCAGUAGACCGCCGUCACACGAAUCAACAACCACACGAACAAGAAUAACCUCACUGACCACAAGAUCACCUCCUGCUACCACCUCCACGGUCACCACGGUGAUGCCAGUGAACAGCAGUCCUGUCCAGGCAAAAGCUCACGUGGACACCCCCACUGCACUGAAUGUUGGAGACGAUGAUAAUAGCCCCAAAGUGUCCUCUAACCUACUCCUGACUGGACUGGUGUCUGCGUUUGUUGUCGUCGCUGCCAUUGUGUCAGUCCUCAUAUUCCUAAAAUUUAGAAACAAGAAUGAUGGCCCAGAAUUUCGCAGACUUCAAGAUCUCCCUAUGGACGAUAUGUUGGAAGAUGCUCCGCUCUCCAUGUACAGCUACUGAAAAACAUGGAUGUGCUUCACGGUUUUGUCACAGAUGUCUUCAAAACACCCAAAAUUCUCUGUUCAACACAAGACAAGAAACUAUUUUAUGGGUCAUGUGUAGAGGCAUAAAUACUCAUAUUGUUCCUGACUGUUACAGGACUAAAUGUUGGAUAACACUCCAGUGGCUGGUUAUUGGAUUUAUAUUCUUGCACUUUAUGUGGGGUUUGGGAACUGGGCACGUGCCGUGGAAAUAUUUUGGAGCUGUCAGGUUGCUGUUUUCUGUCUUUUUUACAGUAUGAGUGUGUGUGUGAAUUAAUUUCUCUAUGACUGUCUUGUUGUCUUCAGGUCUAGUUUUGUCUACUCUGAAAAAACUAAUUUUCUUAUUCUGAUUAACCUGCUGCUUUUUUCUUAUUUUCUUAAUCAAGGUUUUGUUGGUCAAUUUUGACGUAAUAUACAGUACUCAUGCCAUUGGUGGAGCUAGAAAUUAACACGCCAGACCGCUCAGACAAAUACGUUUUGAAAGCACCACAGUGUGGAAAUCUACAAUUAGCAAACUCAUAGUUAGUUGCCUUUAUACAUUGAAGUUAACUUUAUUAAAGGUAUAGUUCACCCAAAAAUGAAAAUUAUCUCAUCGCUUACUCACCCU